AUGAACCUGCUCAACAAGAACGAUGCCCUCAGUCUCGCCAGAUUGCGCGAUGUUCUGAUUCGUCUCGAGGACACCAUCAUCUUUGCGUUGAUUGAGAGAGCUCAGUUUGCGUUGAACGACUGCACCUACCAGCCUGGCGUCUACAAGUACGACAAUGGAUCCCAGGGAUCCUUCCUCGAGUACUUUUUGCACGAGAUGGAGAAAGUCCACGCCCGGGUGCGUCGUUAUACCUCCCCUGACGAAUAUCCGUUCACGUCGCCCCUGCCCGAGCCCAUGCUCCCCACCCUGGACUUUCCCCCAACUCUGCACCCCAACAACAUCAACGUCAACAAGGACAUUAUGGAACGUUAUUUGCAGGAUAUCGUACCCAAGAUCUGUGCCCCUGGCGAUGAUUUGAACUAUGGAUCCUCCGCUACCCGCGACACCGAAUGCUUACAGGCCCUCAGCAAGCGCAUCCACUAUGGCAAGUUUAUUGCAGAAUCCAAGUUCAUGGACCCAACUCAACAAAAGACAUACAUCAAACUGAUCCAGAAUAAGGACCGGGAUGGGAUCAUGGAGCUGUUAACCAACAGGACGGUUGAGGCUGCACUGUUGAGAAGAUUGAGGCGCAAGGCUUUGAUCUAUGGAAGUGACAUUACCGAGACGGGUGAGGUUGUGACCAAGGAGAAGGAAGUGGAAGAAGGAUCAACAGCGACAGCAGCAGCACCAGGAGCGACAACAACGUCGCGAAAGAUUCAGGCGGAUGUGGUUGCGGAUCUUUAUGAGCGCUUUGUGAUCCCUUUGACCAAGGAGGUUGAAGUGGAGUACCUUUUGCAGCGGUUGGAUGGGUGGCAGAUCCCUGAGGAUACAAAGAAUUAG
This is a messenger RNA of Linnemannia hyalina, 858 nucleotides long. Lineage: Eukaryota; Fungi; Mortierellomycota; Mortierellomycetes; Mortierellales; Mortierellaceae. The record is from the annotation of a GenBank genome assembly.